Tauraco erythrolophus (red-crested turaco) is the source of this 615-nucleotide messenger RNA. Its product is annotated as testis-specific serine/threonine-protein kinase 6-like. Lineage: Eukaryota; Metazoa; Chordata; Aves; Musophagiformes; Musophagidae. Gene Ontology annotation, molecular function: ATP binding; tau-protein kinase activity. Gene Ontology annotation, cellular component: cytoplasm. The record is from RefSeq and is a predicted model, not a curated record. Gene Ontology annotation, biological process: protein phosphorylation; microtubule cytoskeleton organization; intracellular signal transduction.
UCAGGAUCACACACGAUGUCAAACACUGACACAGAAGAGGAGCCACUUUGUGAGCUGGGCUACAGGUUGGGUCAUGCGUUAGGGAAGAGCAGUUUCUCCAAGGUGAAAGCAGCCACCUCCAACAAAUACAAGGGCCCCUUAGCCAUCAAGAUGGUGGACCAGAAACAAGCACUCCUAGUCUUCACGGACAAGUUUCUACCCUGGGAGCUCUCCAUCGUGUGCAAGAUCCAGCACCCCAACAUGGUGCGCAUCUUCGAGGUCAUCGAGGGCUGAGAUGGGAAGGUCUACAUGCGCCCCCCAGCCGCGGCCCUGCAGCAGCUGGUGCAGCAGCUGGGGAAGCUGCCCUGCGUCCCCAAGGCCCGGGACAUCUUUGUGCAGGUCAUGGGGGCCAUGCACUACCUGCAUGACCACAACUUGGUGCGCCGGGACCUCAAGUGUAAGAACGUCCUGCUCACCACCAAUGGCUGCCAGGCCAAACUCAGUGACUUUAGCUUUAGCAAGGAGGUCAACAGCUACCCUGAGCUGAGCACCACGUUCUGCGGGACAGCAGCCUACAUGUCCCCCGAGGUGCUGAUGGGCAUCCAAGAAGUACAAUAUGUGUAUACCACUAUUUAG